Rhipicephalus sanguineus (brown dog tick) is the source of this 1579-nucleotide messenger RNA. RefSeq names its product probable G-protein coupled receptor Mth-like 2. NCBI's taxonomy places the organism in Eukaryota, Metazoa, Arthropoda, Arachnida, Ixodida, Ixodidae. The transcript has a single exon. The record is from RefSeq and is a predicted model, not a curated record. Gene Ontology annotation, biological process: G protein-coupled receptor signaling pathway; cell surface receptor signaling pathway. Gene Ontology annotation, cellular component: membrane. The coding region runs from base 86 to 1579 and encodes 497 amino acids. Gene Ontology annotation, molecular function: G protein-coupled receptor activity.
UCUGGCUUCGCGAUGUAACUCUCUGUGGCCCGCACAAGACGACGUCCGCGACCGUUGCGAAGAUGCAGAUUUCAGCCCCGGCGACAUGUUCUUUAAGAUCCCGGUAACGAGCCGUCGAUCAAAGGUGACGCAUCGCAAUGCCUUUUGCGCGUUCUGUAACUACGACCUGGACGAAGUCAUUUUCUGGGAAGUGGCAGUCGUAGGCAGCAAGAAACAGCAAAGGCUGCGGCCUCCUCCGUUCAUAUCGACAAACUUUGACAGGUACAUGCGGCAGUGCAGUCGACUCCCUCUCAUCGGAGACUGCCCUGUGGAGACCAACUCUACGGUGACGCGUUCCUGUUGGGCCUUUUACGCGCCCGUUAUCGACGAAGCGUCCGGCUCGACCUACUACAAAAACGCGUACUGCGCUCGCUGCCACGGUGCCAAUCUGACGGCGACGUCAUGCCUACCAGCUGAGAAGACAACCACGACGCUGCGCGUGGAAGUGAAGAUUACAAUCAGCCUCCCGGAUCUCGACCUUUCCUCAAUAUUCCGAACUGUCGACAGAAACAGCACCUGCUUCUCGUCAUACAACGGAGUGUGUUACAUUGAACAGGUGACCUACCGGUACGCGAAUGCUUCGACACCAAAUCCGAACACGGCCAUCUUAAUUCGCGGCUACCUGACCAUCGUCUGCAUAUCGGUCUCGCUGCUCUGUCUGGUUCUCAAACUAGUGGUUUACCUCAUGUCUAAGGAAUAUCGUACCUUCUCGUCUCGCUGCACCCUGUGCUUAUCUAUGACGCUGUUCUUCACUCAGCUGUUUUUUCUCGUCUUCAACGUGACAAACUUCGGCCGCGACGUGUGCGUCGCGUCCUCGGUGGUCGUACACUUUGGCUUCUUGUCGACGGCCUUCUGGACUACCGUGUUGUCGUACGACAUCUGGAAGACGCUGAUUCUCGUCCGCCGACCCAAGGGCAAUUGGAAGAGCCUCGUCCGGUACGCCUUCGCUGGAUGGGGUUCGCCUCUACUGGUUGUCGGCGUGGCUUCCAUAUUAAACUGGACAAAGGGCGACUCGCCGCUAUCACCCUCAUACGGCAUGUCUCGCUGCUUUAUUAAUAAGAAGUGGAGCCAUGUCGCAUUUUUUCUGGCCCCUAUGUUAGCGCUUCUAUUCGUCGACAUCGGGUUUUACCUCCACACAGUCUUCACCAUCCGAAGGACGGAGUCGCAGUCUCAGAAGUUCGACUUCAAGGCGAACGAGAAGCCAUCGCGGAUCUUGCUGUUCGUGAAGCUGGCAUCCAUCAUGGGCGUCUCCUGGCUCCUGGGCCUAAUCAGCGGGCUCGUGAACUCGCUCCUCAUGGACUGCGUCAGCAUCGUCUUUAUAGGGCUACAAGGUGUGUUUCUCUUCUUCGGCUUCAGAGACCACAGGCACGUCUCCCAAAUGGUGUCUUCCUCCUCGUCUCUGGUCAGCGGACUGUUGAGUUAUUCUCGAUCGCGAUCCUCGACCACAGCGACGACAGAUCUCGCUUUGGGCAUCCAAAUACCCACUAUCCAUGGCAGUAGUCACGACCGCCGGACUUCGGAUGACGUGGCCUCCGCUUGA